Rubroshorea leprosula is the source of this 523-nucleotide messenger RNA. Lineage: Eukaryota; Viridiplantae; Streptophyta; Magnoliopsida; Malvales; Dipterocarpaceae. The record is from the annotation of a GenBank genome assembly.
UCCAACAAAGACCCAUAUAUCCCGCAUUUUCACAUGUUUAGAGCAGAUGCUGUGAAAGGAAAAUAUUGCUUUUGGUGAAGCAUCUCUUAGACUAUGCAUUUUUUAAGAGUACAAAUUUGGGAAGUGAUUUUUAUGAAUUUUUGUUCUUUUGUUUUUGAUCUUUUAUGGUGGCUGUUUGAUGAUUGGUGAAGGUGAUGAGAGUAAUGAUCGACAAAGAUGGUGGGAAGAUGGAAAUUCGAGGGGGGUUGGAGAGAAGCUGGGAGAAGAAUUUUUUCUUUUUUUGGUUGCUUGGGGAUUUAUGAGGGUGAUGGUGAUGAGAGUGAUGAUCGAUGAUGAUGGGAUGAUGAAGAUCAGAGUCUAAGGGGGGGGGCUUGCGGCUAGUUUUUUUUGUCGAACCUAGUUUGUACCUUUCUUUCGCCUUUCUUUUCUGUGAUUGUUUCUGGUUAUGAUAGAAUAAUAAGAUGAUGAUUUGAUUCUUUGAUUGAUUCUCAACUUUUCUUGCAAAUGAAUUAAAAGAUUAUUC